Molecule: messenger RNA, 3596 nt
Organism: Periophthalmus magnuspinnatus
Lineage: Eukaryota; Metazoa; Chordata; Actinopteri; Gobiiformes; Gobiidae
Gene: prkacba
Product: protein kinase, cAMP-dependent, catalytic, beta a
Exons: 10
Coding region: 276-1331 (351 amino acids)
Biological process (GO): peptidyl-serine phosphorylation
Cellular component (GO): cAMP-dependent protein kinase complex; nucleus
Molecular function (GO): cAMP-dependent protein kinase activity; ATP binding
Source: RefSeq, a predicted model, not a curated record
AGAGCGGCAGCAGCAGAGGCAGAGGUGAAAAGUCUGGAUAUGUUUUCGUACCACAGGAGGCGUACUAACGACCGAUGACAUUGUAAAUACUAAAUAACCUCUGGGUUGCACAGUACUUGGCGGUUCUGUUCACGGUGAGAAGAAUACAUUGAUGUUUAUGUUAGCCACUAAGCUAACACAAGAUAUUUGUUCGCUAGCUAACAGAGGACUGUGUUAGCUCACCACCGCUACCAUCCUCGCUCUGGGCCAGCUGUGCAUCGCCCUCUCUUCCUACGAUGGGAAACGCAGCCACUGCCAAGAAAGGCAAUGAACAAGAAAGCGUGAAAGAGUUCUUAGCUAAAGCCAAAGAAGAUUUUCUAAGAAAGUGGGAAUGCCCUCCACAGUGCACAACUGGCCUGGAUGACUUUGACCGAUUCAAGACAUUGGGCACUGGCUCGUUCGGGCGCGUCAUGCUUGUCAAACACAAAGGAACAAACCAAUUCUAUGCCAUGAAGAUCUUGGACAAACAGAAAGUGGUCAAGUUAAAGCAGAUAGAACACACUUUAAAUGAAAAGAGAAUUCUACAGGCUGUGUCCUUUCCCUUCCUGGUGAGACUGGUGUACGCUUUUAAGGACAACUCAAACUUGUACAUGGUGAUGGAGUAUGUGCCUGGUGGAGAGAUGUUCUCCCAUCUUAGACGUACUGGAAGAUUCAGUGAAAACCACGCACGAUUUUAUGCAGCUCAGAUAGUACUCACUUUUGAGUACCUUCACUCUUUAGACCUCAUCUACCGAGACCUAAAACCUGAAAAUCUGCUCAUAGAUCAACAUGGUUAUAUUCAGGUGACAGAUUUUGGCUUUGCCAAGAGAGUUAAAGGGAGGACCUGGACAUUGUGUGGGACCCCCGAGUACCUGGCUCCAGAAAUUAUCCUCAGCAAGGGCUACAACAAAGCUGUGGACUGGUGGGCUCUGGGGGUUCUGAUCUAUGAGAUGGCUGCUGGAUACCCUCCGUUUUUUGCUGAUCAGCCAAUUCAAAUAUACGAAAAAAUUGUAUCUGGAAAGGUACGAUUCCCUUCUCACUUUAGUUCAGAUCUGAAGGAUCUCCUAAGAAAUCUACUGCAAGUGGACCUGACAAAGAGAUUUGGUAACCUGAAGAAUGGGGUAAAUGACAUUAAAAAUCACAAGUGGUUCUCGACAACAGACUGGAUUGCCAUCUAUGAAAGAAAGAUCGAGGCCCCUUUCUUGCCAAAGUGCAGAGGACCUGGUGACACAAGUAACUUUGAUGAUUACGAAGAGGAGGAGAUCCGCGUGUCUCAAACAGAAAAGUGUGCAAAGGAAUUUGCAGACUUCUAGUGAAUGGGGAAGAGUCCCCUAAGGACUCAUAGUUAGGAUGAUUGCACUCCUGAGGUUAAAUAUGGAAUUGAGGCUGUUACAUUUGUAGCUCAACUUCCACUUAAAUUCCACUCUGCAUUUAGUUGUGUGCCCUUUGCACAAAACAGAUACAUUAGCCAGACAUGUCUUGUCCUGUGAAGCAAAAAAUAUAUUUUUAACAAUCCAUAGACAUUUUAAUUCCUCAAGUCUGCUUUAUUAGUGUUUCUUUGUUUCCGGAUCAAAAAUAACAUUCAAAACCAAUGAGGACUGAAGACCCUUUUAGUAACUAGAAAUGAGUUGAGCAUAUUUUUCUCAAACUAAAGGGAAUUUGUUUUCUUUCACCUUUCUGGGAUUUUUAUGUGUCAAAUAGGCAAAAGUAUUUUGGUAACCAUUCUGCAUCCAUCUAGAUAUGCAUAUAGAGGAAGAUGUGACUAUACUUCUGAUAAAAACUCGAUAGGCAGUGUGUUUAGUGAUCAAUUUUUCACACUUCAUAUCUGGUCACGAGACAGUUACUUUUACCUCAGCCUAAGUAUGGCAUUUAUUGUAUGAAGUAAAACUAUAUAUUUUUCAGGUACAACUUUCACAGGAAAGAAGGUAGCUAUAGGUUUUAAAUCAAUCCACACAACUGAACAUGAUUCUUACAAUGAACUAUCAAGUGCAUUCUUACAGUAGAAGUUGGAGCAAUGCGUGUGGUUGUCGACAACCAUUUCAUUUUAUUCAUUACCUUUGGAGCUAAGUCUUCCCCUAACAUGUUGUUAUUGUUCAAAGGCAUAUUCUGUCUGUCUGUUUGUAUGUGAUCCAGUCUGAGUAGCAGUGACACAAAAAUUAUCCCACCUUUUGAUUUGUUAUUGGUGUUUUUGUUUUAUGGUUUUAGCCUGUGACACCUGCUGCUUAAUUUUCCAAUCGUUGCUUCCAUUGUAGAAACAAAACAGAACCUCCAAAACAUUAUAAUCUUAGUAAUAACUAAAGGGGACAUAUUAUGUACAAUUUACUUUUAACCCUAUUAUAACAGUGUUCCCCUGCCAUUAGCUUACGCAGAGCUCUCUUUGAUUGAUUCAUUUGAGGAAUCCUACAUUGUUCUGCAUUCCUGGUUUGAGUGCUCAGAAAGUUUGUUUUCACUUACCUCCUAUCUUUGCUCUUGUUCUGUAUUUACUUGUAUGAUUUAAAAAAUCAGACUCCAAAUCCAAAUUAUAGGGUUCAAAAAUUGCAUGUGGUCAUUUUUCAAAAAUGUAAACAUAAAGAAAAAUCUGCUGCUAUUGUAAAAUACCACUUUGAAGAGAGAGUCUCAGUUGUCUCAGCUCUGUUGUUUUGAACCACUUCUAUUAUGAAGCUAUUUUAGAUCAAUAAUGUGUUUUAAUAUGAACAAAGUGUAAAAUAAUAAUCUGCAUAUAUUAGGAGAAAAAAACAACAUAAUAUGUCCUCUUUAAAGUCAAUUAUUAUGGGGCAUUUGAUUUCAGGCCAAGUUUGUAGUUUUGUAAAUCAGUUUUAAGGUUUGUAAAGCCCCGACUCCCAGUGUGGAUUGUUGACUUGGGAUCAGUCCCAGUCCCUUUCAGGUCAGUUUGUAGCAUUGCAUUAAUAGCUUCCAAAAUGGGGUUAGAUUGUUGUUUGACGGUGCUCACAUUAUAAGAAAAGAUGGGAAAAUCAGUCAUAAUCAAUCAUAAAUAAAUGUGAAAAUCAAGAGUGAGUGAAAAAGGCACAGAUCUUGUACUGUCAAUCAUUACUCAAUUUGACUGACUUUGUCUAUAGAGCACAUACAUACACUUUUUGUAAACAGUAGCCUAUAAUUUCUUCCCAGUUGGUUUAGGUUUUGUAUUGAUUUAUAUAUUGUACUAUUAUUUUCUUCUUAGAUAAACACUGGUAGGCCUAAAUGUAAUUUGCAAUGGUGUUUCCGCAUGUACCAGAACUGCCUGUGUGUAAAUCUGAUAUUUCCAGGAUUUUGUCUGAAAUGUGCAGCUUCUGAAAAUGUGUUUCAAUGUGAUCAAUGUUUGUCUUUAUUUGAUCAUGUAAAUGGCAGCACUUUUCCUGAGCUACUUCACAAUCCCUAAAUGAAGGAAAUCACUUUAAGCUCUUCACAACUGACUCAAGUCCCUUGCACUGGUCAGAAAUCAAAAUGCUCUUUUGUUUGGGUUGUGACAUUUUUGCACUUUUGUUUUACCAAUAUUUAUUUACGUUUGCAAGGGGAGAUACUAUGCUGCAGCAUAUUUUAUGGUUAUGUCACUAUAAUACAUUUUUAUUAAAACCCAAAAA